Molecule: messenger RNA, 1054 nt
Organism: Populus euphratica (Euphrates poplar)
Lineage: Eukaryota; Viridiplantae; Streptophyta; Magnoliopsida; Malpighiales; Salicaceae
Product: proline-rich family protein
Source: RefSeq, a predicted model, not a curated record
AGAACUAGAGUAUAUAUAUAUAUAUAGAAGGAGCCAUGGAAGGUCUUAAUAGUUGGUUUCUGUCCUGAGAAGUCUUCGAUCUCGAUCACAACACCGCUAUCUCAAUCGGCACAGUCUGUUAUUCUUCCCUGACUAAACAUGGGAGGUGGAAAAGAUAAGGACAAGAAUGGUGGCGAUCAGGAAAAAGGUCUCUUUGGUCAUGGUUAUGGUCAUGGUGCUCCUGGAUAUCCUCCACAGCCUGGAGCAUAUCCUCCUCAAGGUUAUCCUCCUCAAGGCUAUCCACCCCAAGGGUAUCCUCCACAGGGCUACCCUCCCGCUGGUUACCCUCCCGGUGCAUACCCACCAUCUGGUUAUCCUCCUGGCCCAUCUGCUCCCCACCAACCAGGACAUAGUGGUGGGGGCCUGGGGGGGCUGCUUGCUGGGGGGGCUGCUGCCGCUGCAGCCGCUUAUGGUGCCCAUGGUGGGUAUGGCGGAGGCUAUGGUGGUGGUUAUGGUGGUGGUCAUGGAAAAUUCAAGCACGGCGGCAAGCACCAUGGUGGAAAGUUCAAGCGUGGGAAGUUUGGGAAGAAGCACGGAGGAGGGAAAUUUAAGAAGUGGAAGUGAUCAUCCUGCAUGUCAACUGGAUUUAGUCUUGAUUGGCUACGCAUUUGCAGAUUCUGGUUUCUUUGAAUAAAUCCUACUUUUUACCAUCUCCAGCUAACCUUUUUAGCUGACUUUGAUGAUUACAUUGCUGGUCCAACAUAAACAUAAUAUAUAUGUUUGAUUUGUGCUUCCUAUACAUAUGUUGUCCACCUAUAUUGUUCAUAGGUAGCCCAUCAUCGAUCACAGUUCCUUGUCACGGGGCCACUAUGUGAGUUCUUCACCUUGGGUUUUGUUGGCAGGCACCUACGUUUGCUGCUGCGGCGGCGGUUAGGGUUUCCCUGAUUGUUGAUUGUAAUAGAAAAUCCUUUUGUUCUGCUUUCCUCCCUCAAUUGUCACUCAGGAAUGAUUCGUGUCUUGUUUAAUUUUUACCAAUAGGAAGGAACUUAACAGAGUUUGACGGCAUUUUCUGUCA